Calidris pugnax (ruff) is the source of this 619-nucleotide messenger RNA. It is a transcript of the gene SH2D1A, whose product is annotated as SH2 domain containing 1A. Lineage: Eukaryota; Metazoa; Chordata; Aves; Charadriiformes; Scolopacidae. The record is from RefSeq and is a predicted model, not a curated record. The transcript has 4 exons. Bases 71 to 439 code for a protein of 122 amino acids.
ACGGCUGAGGAGCAGCUGGAGGCAACGCCGUGCACAGGGAGAGCUGCCUGCGGUGGGAGACGGUCCCAGCAUGGAUGCACUGCCCAUCUACCACGGAGGCAUCACCCGCGAGACUGGCGAGAAGCUGCUGCUGGCAGCGGGCACCGAUGGCAGCUACCUGCUGCGGGACAGUGAGACCAUCCCGGGAGUCUACUGCCUCUGUGUGCUGCAUCAGGGUUACGUUUAUACCUACAGAGUGUCCAAGACAGAAUCUGGGUCCUGGAGUGCUGAGACAGCGCCUGGAGUCCACCGGAGGCUCUUUCGGAAAAUGCACAACCUCAUUUCGGCCUUCCAGAAACCCAACCAAGGCAUCAUAACGCCCUUGAAGCACCCGGUCAUCAACCAUGCGAAAGCCCCAGGGAGAAAUGAAGGCCAUGACUUCCACCUGCAGCCAUCAUGAAGACAUGUCCCCAAGUGUGACAUAACCAUAUCUUCCAAUGUCUCCUCUAGUCCACACUCUAGAACAGAAUGACUUAUAUGCUAGUUUAUACAACUCCAUGAGUUUUCUUGUAACAUUUGCAGAAAUGUGUAUUUCAUAGAAUUUCUGGCUCAAAAUUUAGAAGUUUUAAGUUUCAGAAUG